Messenger RNA from Drosophila novamexicana, 3337 nucleotides. RefSeq names its product dynein heavy chain 1, axonemal (gene sac). The record is from RefSeq and is a predicted model, not a curated record. Gene Ontology annotation, cellular component: dynein complex. The transcript has a single exon. NCBI's taxonomy places the organism in Eukaryota, Metazoa, Arthropoda, Insecta, Diptera, Drosophilidae. Gene Ontology annotation, molecular function: minus-end-directed microtubule motor activity; dynein light intermediate chain binding; dynein intermediate chain binding. Gene Ontology annotation, biological process: microtubule-based movement. Bases 63 to 3254 code for a protein of 1063 amino acids.
UAUUAACGACACUAAAAUUACUCGAAUAUAUUUGAAGUUCAAGAACAUCUCGAACAAUCGAAAUGGCUCUUAACAAUUCGUUCACCGAGGAGCCAGUCACACUUUCAUUCUCCUCGGAAGAGGAUGAGGAGUCAUCGCGGACAAUUUGUAUAAUGCCCCCGCGGCCAGGCACGGCGCCCAAGACUUUCCACGAGCUGCAUAUACCGCGCGAACAAUUAACGCCCGUCCAUUAUCCCAUACAGGAGGCGCAGCGUUGGCUAACGUUGAUGGGCAAAAAUGGCAAAGUCUAUCGCUUUCCGUUGCCCACUAUUCUGCCCAAGGUUAUACAGACCCGUUUCGUGCCCAAGGGCGAGUUGCCCAAGGACGUGGCUGUGGAUCGCCGUCGAAGACAGUACAGCAGAAUCAAUUUGAUCGAGGAGCUGAAAAAAGCCGGACUUACCGAUGAUAUGCUGCAGCCCACCGAAGAGCAGUACGAUCUGAUGUCCGAAUUUGCCUUCCCGCACAAAUUUCCGCUGAGCUAUUUCGAUGACAGCAACUACGACAUUAGCUCCCCAGAAGCCUGGUUUGAGCUCGGCAUCGUCGGCGAAGACCAUUAUCCGCUUCCGGCACGUGCCUAUCUGCCCUAUAAUCGGAGUCUGCGGAGCUGCCACUGGGCCAUGGCAGCGGUCUCAUCGUACAACGAGAAAACUGACCUCUGGACGCUAACCUCAUUGGACGACGAAUGUAACUACGAGGUUCCCAAGUUGCAGUUCAUGUUCCUGGCCGAGGAUCCGCACAAGUACAUACAGCGUCUCAAGGCAGCCGUGCAUGAGCGUCACAAGGGCGAACAACUGAUGCUUAUGGAGCUGAUUGUCGACUGUGUGCUCCACGAUGACAUCGAGUCGACGACCUUCCAAAGCUUCAAACCCAUUGAGGCGCUGCUGCAGCAGUCCAACGUCUCGGAGCAGUGCAAAAGGCGUCUAAGGUCCGAGGUUAACAUCGUGUUUGAGCGUCUGAUGGCACUCUAUGAGCUGGAGCAGUUUAUUAUACACAUGCCCAAGGAGUUUCCGCAGUUCCGCAACAUAUCCUUAAAGGAGUUCAUGCCAGCUGCCGCACCCGUUGACUUUGCCGAACACGAGCGCCGCGAGCUUCAGGCUCUCGGCAUCAAUAUAAAGGAGAAACGGUAUCUCUGGCUGCGAGCCAGCCUUUUUUACUGCGCUGGCGGCAUUGACGCCAUGAUGGGCGUGGCCGUCGAGUGUCAGCACAUCGAAACGCUGACCAUAUUUGUAUGCAAUUUCAAUAAGCCAACAGCAUUGGUGGACUUCCUGCAGUCGCAGGAGGCGCACAGCGACACUGUCUCCACCUUUCUGAAGGUCUAUUGGCCGGAGCAGCUGACCACGGUGAUAACCAUUGUGUUACGCGCCUUGGGCAAGGGCUGGCUAGAUAUCUCGCUCAACAAUUGGACGGUCUACCAGAUGUGCAAGAUCUUCCCUUUCAUAUGGCAGGUCAAAUUUCGCAUGCAAGAGUCCAUGGAGGUGCUGCUGCUCUCGUCGCUGAUGAACUUCUCGAAACUGGUCUGUGAUCCCUGUUUGCAAUUUCUGCCACUCAAGCAUAAUUAUAAGUGGACCAGCGAUUUUAUCGAGACUGAGUUUCCCUUUCCAAAGCCCGUCUUUGCCCUGACCAUAGGUAUUAAUGAAGAACGGAAGGUCUUCUACUCAACGAAUCCGGAUGACUUUCAACCAUCUCUGAUGGAUAUUUACAAACGGGGCCUGGAGAAGACUUCGGGCGUCCGCACCAUUGAUGCGGAUGUGAUGAGCAAUUUAAAGUUCGCACAUAAUCUAUAUAUAUUGACCGUCGAACUGAUCGAGGACAGGUUCCUUGAGCAGAACGAACUGAUGCGUCGCUGCUAUGCUCAGGCGGUGCUUCCGCUGAAGGCCUAUGCGCGUCAUUACGAGAGAUUCAUCGACUUUUAUCUGCUGAAUGUAAACGACUUUAUGAAGGAUUAUGCGGCGGCCCAUAAACCCUCAUCUCAGGUCAAGUGGGAUAUACUGGAGCACAAGCGGCAAAAGGAAGAGAUUCGUCAAAUAUUGCCCGCCUACAUAACAAUCGGACCUUUCUACAUUAAUGUGGACACCAUAAAGCAGUUCAUGAUCAAGAAAUACAUUGAAAUAGUGCGCCGCAUCUUUGAGUACUACGUGGAUCGCAUGUAUGAGACGAACGAGCAGAUAGUGGAGCGCUGUAUGGAAGUAUUCAAUAAAAUUGCCGUGCGUCCUAUAAGUAUUGAGCAUCUGUUCGAGAUUCGGGAUUUUGCACUGACAGUGCCCGAUGUGGUCGACCAGCUGCGUGCCGAUAUACAGGUGAUGUGGCUGGAGUACGAUCUGCUGGAUAGUUUCUUCUACAAUCUGAGCGAUCAUCAGUUUGCCAUGAAAUGGAAUGCCUUUGCCUGGCCACAUCAGAUCCUGGUGAGGUUGUCGACACUGAAGGAGGAGCAGAAGCUGGACAUUGAAGAGUUUCUGCGCCAGCAUUCCAGCGAAUGCCAGAACUUUGAAGAGCGUCUCGAAUCGCUCAACGAUGAGGUUCAGGCUUUCUCUUUGGCCUUCAAUCCUAAUCGGGCCCAGGAGACUUCUGUUGAUAUAAAACUAACUUGGGCGCUGAUAAGGGAAUUGGAGAAGGUCGGACAAACGCUGCAGUAUCGACAGGAACUCUUCGAAUUGGAGCCACUUUCCACGGAAUUUCUGACCAGCAUCAUCAAGAGCUUUGAGCCAUAUAAACAGCUAUGGUAUGCGUGCGCCAACUUUCAGAAACUGGAGGACGCCACUCUGGGUAAUCCAAUUGCACUGCUCGAUCUUGAUGAAGUUUGGACCAAUCUAAUGAAUCUGCGCAAUGAGCUGGUUGAAUCGCUGGACAACUUCAGCGAGAAGCCAGAGAUUAUGGAUGUGGCCCAUGUAUUUAUUGGCAAAAUCGAUGAAUUCAUUCCCGUAUACAAUAGCGUCAAGGACUUGCGUAACGAAAACUGGAUGUAUUUGCAUUGGAUGGAUCUCAGUCGUGUUAUUGGCAACGAAAUAAAGUAUACCGCUUCGAUGAACUAUCAAUAUCUCAUUCGAAAAGGCAUCUUGGACUUUCUGCCGGACGUGCAUGCGAUCUCUGUUAAGGCCACCAACGAGGCUGAGGAAAUUCAACGCGCCAUCGAGGAGGAGGAGCGACGCAAACAGGCCGAGUUGGAUGCCUUGCUGUUGCGAAAACAGUUGCGCAAGUGCCGCAGGGAUAUUGUUUAGAAGAUUGGCCCCUCAAAACUAAUGACCAUUCCAUACACAUUGCAAAGUUCGAUGUGCGUUUUUGGUUUAUGCUUCAAUAAAUC